Messenger RNA from Stylophora pistillata, 5376 nucleotides. RefSeq names its product endoribonuclease Dicer-L. Gene Ontology annotation, molecular function: deoxyribonuclease I activity; ribonuclease III activity; protein binding. Gene Ontology annotation, cellular component: nucleus; cytoplasm. NCBI's taxonomy places the organism in Eukaryota, Metazoa, Cnidaria, Anthozoa, Scleractinia, Pocilloporidae. Gene Ontology annotation, biological process: apoptotic DNA fragmentation; pre-miRNA processing; siRNA processing. The record is from RefSeq and is a predicted model, not a curated record.
UUUUGACGUAUUCAAAGUUUUCCCGGAAAUCGAUGCUAAGUACUUUCUCGGAAAACAUAGUGACGUUAUGGUAUUGAUUUUGCUUAGCGAAGCAUUUGUAUAUAUUCCUUGCCUUCGGCUAUUUAAGAAUAUUCUACCGUCGAAGAAAAUUUUGAGCUUUGGUGGAGGAAUUAUCAGCUUAAAGAAAGCAUUUUCAUGAUCAGAAGCGAUCGAUUGUUGAUCCCUGAUUCGAUUACUGUUUAAUUUUCAUUAUUUCCUUGCUGACCUACCGUAUCUAAGGUAAUUCCUUGUUGGUCUGAAGCGCCCCUCAUCGUGAAAGGAUUUCCAAUGUAGGGCUGCAUAAUGAGACUAGAGCUUUCUCUUAUUUCAAAUGCACAAUAAGUGACACCAUGGAAAAGGCUUCCGAAAGUGAAACAAAGGGAGAAGCCGAAGGAAAUUUUUCAGCUCGGCCGUACCAAGUGGAGCUCCUAGAACGCGCGAAGGAAAGGAACACCAUCGUAUGUUUGGGCACCGGAACUGGUAAAACGUUUAUAAGUGUCAUGCUUAUAAAAGAACUCGCUCAUGAAGUAAGAGGAAACUAUAAAGAUGGCGGGCGAAGAACUUUCUUCCUUGUAAAUACAGUUCCACUCGCUAGUCAACAAGCAAAAGCGAUCGCUAAACAUACAGACUUGAAAGUCAAGCAUUACGUUGGAGAAAUGGGAGUAGAUUUCUGGGACAAGCCAAUUUGGGAAAAGGAGUUCAACACAUGCAAUGUUCUGGUCAUGACAGCUCAAAUAUUUCUCGACUUGCUGUUACAUAGCUAUAUACUUCUUUCACAAGUGAAUCUUUUGAUCUUUGACGAAUGCCACCAUGCUAAGAAGAAUGAUCCUUACAGGCAGAUAAUGCAGUGCUUCAGCGACUGCCCAGAGCGCCGAUUACCCAAAGUUAUGGGUUUAACUGCCUCGAUAGUUAAUGGAAAAGUAAAGCCGUAUAGAAUUGAAUCAGAAAUCGUAGAGCUGGAACGCACCUUAAGAUCUACUUGCGAAACAAGUCAAGAUGAAGACGUGGUAAGAUAUGCUGCUAAACCCGAGGAACUGAUUCUUGUUUACCCAAACCAGAGUACUGACGAAAAUGUGAAAACUCUGAUUCAAAUCCUGUCAGAUGUCUUAAAACCAGGAAUUAGUUUUCUCUGCGACUGUCGGGUGAGUCAGCGAGAGAAUGAGAAUGCACACUGGUAUGCUAAGUUCGCUCUGAGGGAAUGUAAAGAGACGUUGGAUGAACUGGGGCCUUGGGCUGCAUUCAGAGUGGCACAAUACUUAAUUGAUGAUCUAGACAGAGCAUGUAGGGUUCAAAGCAGCAAAGAAGGACGAAUGUUUUGCGAGUUUAGUGCCACCCAGCUGCGUCAACUACGAGGCAUUUACUGUAAUUUUACUGAAAGUGAUGGCUCUGAAGACAGUGGACAUUGUUCUUUCAUGCCAAAACUUCAGAAGCUUUUGAAUGUUUUCAGGGAGUUUGCUGAUUCACAACAGUAUGAAGCAUCUGACAAGGAGAAGACACUCUGUGCCAUUGUGUUUGUUGAGAGACGAUACACUGCACUAAUCCUCAGCCAACAGCUUAACAUGGCUGCCAAACUUGACCGUGAGCUCUCGUUCAUCAAAAGUAAUUUUGUGAUUGGUCACGGCACAGGUGCAAGAGUGAACUACUCCAGUAACACAGACAUGAAUUUUAAGAAACAGGAAGAAGUGCUGGGGAGGUUCAGAAAUGAGAAGAAAAGACAUGAAUUCAAUGUGCUGAUAGCCACCUCUGUUGUUGAGGAAGGAUUAGACAUCCCCAAAUGUAAUGUAGUCUGCAGGUUCGAUUUCCCAAAGAAGUAUCGUUCCUAUGUACAGUCCAAGGGCAGAGCUCGUGCUAAAGGUUCCAGGUACUACAUGCUGGUAGAUGAAAUUGAGCAAGUGGAAAAAAGAAAUGAAUUGGAGAUGCUGCGUGCAAUUGAGGAAAUCUUAUUGGAGAGGUGCCAUGGUCGGUUGGAGCCAACAGAAGAGGAGUGUAAUGAAUCAGUAGACACAGAUCCAUUGCCUCCAUACAUACCACGCAAUGGAAAGGGAGCCAGAGUAACCAUGAGCAGUAGCGUUUCUUUACUUUCCAUGUACUGUUCAAAGCUUCCAAGAGACCGGUUUACAGCGCCCAAGCCUGUUUACAAGGUUGAGGAAAUUGGGAAAGAUGUUUACUGGUGUAAACUAACACUGCCAAUAAACUGUCAACUGCGUGAAGACAUAAUAGGUGAACCAAUGCUGAGUAAGAAUCAAGCCAAGAUGGCUGCUGCGCUCAAAGCCUGGAAAAUGCUUCACAAGAUUGGUGAGCUCGAUGAUGACUUGUUACCAAAGCGGACUGUAUCUGACGAGGAAAGUGAGUUGGAAGAAAAUGCAGCAGCUGAGUCAGGCGGAAAACCAAAAGCUGGAACAAAGAAGAGAAGACGAAGAUAUAAGAGAAAGGUUCCUGAAGUAUUUGUUGGUAGCUUGGUACAAGAUGGUCAGCCCCAGUUCCUCACGACCAUCACCAUACAAGUUACUAAACUUACCCAGCCACAAGAGUUCGUUAUAAGUGAGCGACUGUUUCCCGGUAAAACUUGCACAUUUGGAAUGCUGACAAAUAAAAGGGUUCCUUGGGUUCCUGAAGUAUUUGUUGGUAGCUUGGUACAAGAUGGUCAGCCCCAGUUCCUCACGACCAUCACCAUACAAGUUACUAAACUUACCCAGCCACAAGAGUUCGUUAUAAGUGAGCGACUGUUUCCCGGUAAAACUUGCACAUUUGGAAUGCUGACAAAUAAAAGGGUUCCUUGGAUACGGUCGUUCAAACUUUAUCCUAACUAUGGCGAAGUCACAGUAUCCUUGCAUUGUCACAGAUCUCCUUUGCGUACUAACAACACCAAACAAGACUUGGACGUUCUUCGCGAGUUUCAUCUCUUUCUCUUCCGUCACGUUCUGCGCUCUCCCGUGGAAUUCACACCAGAAAGUAGGGAUGGUUACUUCAUUGUUAUGUUGAGGGCUUCUGGAAGGAGUGUUGACUUUGAUGACAUGAAAGAGGAACUUUACGUGUCACAGAUUCUACCAUCAGUUCUUCAGCGUGUCACCUCCCUCCUUCUCGUUGCCGAUCUCAAGGCCAUGGUUGCUGGUACCAUGGAAGUUGAAGACAAUGCUCUGGACUUUGUAAACGACGAUGAUGCGCUUUUCUCUGACAUCAGGUCGAUGUUCCGUUACAGUUCAUCAUGUGCUAAACACCCCGACUCCUUUCUUGUUCUUCAAGCAGUUACCACCACCCAUAGCGGAGAUGCGUUUAAUCUGGAGAGGCUAGAGAUGCUGGGAGACUCAUUUCUGAAGCUGGCCGUGUCCCUUCAUCUCUUCUGCACGUACAGCGAUAAAGACGAAGGUAAGCUGACCCGGCGUAAGACAAACCAGAUCAGUAAUUUAGCGUUGUACCGAGCAGCCGCUAAGAAAUCUUUGGGCGAGUAUCUUCAGAGCACUCAGUUGGCUCGCGACGUUUGGUGUCCAACGGGAUGUCAGUUUGGCGACGUACCACCAAAUCGCACCACAGGUAGCUCAGCCAUGGAAGUUGACAGCGGGGACACGGUCGAGGCAAUGGAAGUUGAUGAGACGUGUGAGAGUGGAAAGAAGAGAAAACUUACUCCUACAGAGAAUUUGCGCCAGAAAUGUAACACGCAAAUGAUAGCGGACAAGUCCGUAGCAGACUGCGUCGAAGGACUGAUCGGAGCGUAUCUAAUUUCCUGUGGUUAUCUUGGUGCACUGCGAUUCAUGAAGUUUCUAGGGCUAAAAAUUUUACCUGAAGUUGAUUCCGACGACGGCAUUGAUUCGUUGGCAGAGAAUAGCAAAUCGGGUUGCUAUGCCAGAUUUUGGCCGGAUCAGACAAAUGUAACAGCAACGCAAGGUAAAGGAGAUAUGGUUUCCCGUCUCACUUCUGGCCUGGAAAACUUUGAAAAUAAAGCAAUCUCGUACAAUUUUCACCAAAAGUUGUAUUUGGUUGAAGCUCUAACUCACGCCUCGUACCACGAAAACCGUGUCACACCAAGUUAUGAACGACUCGAGUUCCUUGGCGAUGCUUUGCUGGACUUUUUGGUCACGCAACAUUUGUACUUCCGUCGUGUCAACUUGUCACCCGGACAACUGACUGAUAUUCGACAGGCCUUGGUGAACAAUAACAUCUUUGCCACCCUUGCCGUGGAACAUGAUUACCACAAGUUUCUCAAGCAUAUGUCUCCCAAGUGGUUCCAAACUGUGAAGAACUUUAUUGAUAGAGUGGAAGAUGAGGCAGAAGAGAGGAAACACAAUCGCCCUCAAACGGUCACUGCUGACCCAUUUAUUAUCGUGUCUGAAGAAGAAGAAGAAGGAAUCGAGGCGCCUAAAGUUCUUGGUGACAUAUUUGAAUCAGUAGCAGGCGCGAUAUUUUUGGACAGCGGUAUGGAUUUGACUAAAACGUGGGGCGUGUACUACCGCAUGAUGAAACCCUACAUCGAUCAUUACUCGGUGAAUAUACCGCGAAAUCCCAUCAGACAUGUCUACGAGGAAGACGAGAGGGCCGACUUUGGGAAAGCGAAGACCCUUGAUGAUGGGAAGAUCCAGUGUACUCUGAGAGUGCACUGGGGAGAGUUCAAUGGAAAGGGAACGAACAUGAAGAUAGCUAAAGCUACAGCUGCCAAGCUUGCCAUUGAAAGACUGGAAAAGAAAUCUUUACAAGAGCACUCCGCGGUAUACGAAGAAGAUUGAGUUUCAGUGCGGGCUUCGAGGACAUCAAUGUUGUUGUUAAGGGUGCUUUCUUUGAUUUUAGUUGUCCUAGAGAAUGCUGCGGAACGCCAUUUAUGGGAAGUAAAUUUCUUAUGUUCUAGUGCUUAUUAUUGUAUAUUAUUUUCCGCAACAUAUGAAAUUAAAUUUCUGACAUGAACAUCCUUCUCUGGGAGCUACGUUUAUGUAGACGAUGUGCUAUAAAUGAAUGGGCAUCAUUUAAGAUUACUCUAUUUUAAAAGUUUCUCUAAAGUACUGCGAUUGACUUUCUCAGACAUCGAUAGUGGACGAGACAUUUGCAUUGUAAAUACGGCUUUAAAAUAUUUUUAUGUACUUUUAUCUUUUAAAUGACUCUGUAUUUUAAGAGUGGGUGUCACGGAGUUAUCGCUGACAAAAAGAGAGAAAAACGCAGUUAUGCAAAACAACAGUAAAUCAAACCGAAAAAAAAAUACAGAAAACUCUGACAGCAAUAACGGUGAAAGUGGUGAAAGUUUACCGUAACAUGGUGUUUAGGUAUAUGAGUUUUGAAUAUAUAAUAGGGACCUUAAGCAGUCAGGACGGCAACGCCAAGGAAGACUUCGAUUAAAAAUGAAUUUCUACUCUU